This is a messenger RNA of Echinops telfairi (small Madagascar hedgehog), 4027 nucleotides long. It is a transcript of the gene FHDC1, whose product is annotated as FH2 domain containing 1. Gene Ontology annotation, biological process: actin filament polymerization. Gene Ontology annotation, cellular component: cytoplasm; actin filament. Gene Ontology annotation, molecular function: microtubule binding; actin binding. NCBI's taxonomy places the organism in Eukaryota, Metazoa, Chordata, Mammalia, Afrosoricida, Tenrecidae. The record is from RefSeq and is a predicted model, not a curated record. The coding region runs from base 108 to 3626 and encodes 1172 amino acids. The transcript has 11 exons.
CUUUUUCUCUGACAGCAGACUCGAGGUUAAAAAGUAUCACACAAGUUUGGUGUUUGCGUUUGCUUUCCCAAGGUCAAGAAACUGCCUCCUUGGAAGGCAACAAUACUAUGCAUGUUAUGAAUUGUGUCUCCUUGCUCAGUGAUAAAGAAAAUGGGAAUGUUGCCACUGCAGCUGGAUUAAUGAUUGGGCAAACUCCACCACCGGCGGCUCCUCCAGCUCCUGCUCCAUCCCCUCCACCUCCAUCAUGUGUGAUUUCAGGAGAAGGGCUCCUUUCCUCUCCUCCUCCCCCACCACCUCCACUCCCCGGGGGACCUCCUGUCCCCCCUCCCCCUCCGGGGCCUCCCCCACCUUCUCAAAUGAAUGGGUACAGUCACCUUGGGAAGAAGAAGCGGAUGAGAAGCUUUUUUUGGAAGACCAUUCCAGAGGAGCAGGUUCGGGGCAAAACCAACAUCUGGACCUUGGCCUCCCGGCAUGAGCAGCACUAUCAAAUCGAUACGAAGACCAUCGAGGAGCUCUUUGGGCAGCAAGACAACACCGCCAAGUCUUCCGCUUCCGUGUCUAGGAGAGGGGGCCCUCUCAAUUCAUCCUUCAGGGACCCUCGAGAGGAGAUUACUAUCUUGGAUGCAAAACGGAGCAUGAACAUUGGGAUCUUUCUUAAGCAAUUUAAGAAGUCUCCUCAGUCCAUUGUGGAAGAUAUCCAUCAAGGCAAGAGUGAGCACUACGGAGCGGAGACAUUGCGAGAGGUCCUGAAGCUCUUGCCAGAGUCAGAAGAGGUAAAGAAAUUAAAAACAUUUAGUGGAGAUGUGUCCAAGCUGUCGCUGGCAGACUCUUUCAUGCACUGCUUAAUUCAGGUGCCAAACUACUCACUUCGGAUUGAAGCCAUGGUGCUAAAGAAGGAAUUCUUACCUUCCUGUUCUUCCUUAUACACAGAUAUAACGUUUUUAAUAACUGCUAUAAAAGAGUUGAUGUCAUGCGACGGCCUACACUCCGUCUUACACUUGGUGCUCCAGGCUGGGAAUAUCAUGAAUGCAGGAGGAUGUGCUGGCAAUGCCGUGGGCUUUAAACUGUCGUCUUUGCUCAAAUUGGCAGACACAAAAGCGAAUAAGCCUGGGAUGAAUCUUCUGCACUUUGUUGCCCAGGAAGCCCAAAAGAAAGAUGUCACUCUUCUGAACUUUUCAGAGAAAUUGCACCACGUUCAGGAGGCUGCUCGAUUAUCUCUGGAUAGCACGGAGGCAGAGCUGCACUCCCUGUCUGUCAGAACACGAUCGCUCAGGGAAAACAUCCAGCAGGAUGGAGAACUUUGUCAGCAGAUGGAAGAUUUCCUUCAGUUUGCUGUCAACAAGCUGACGGAACUGGAGCACUGGAGGCACGAGCUGCAGGGUGAGGCCCACACCCUCAUCGACUUUUUCUGUGAGGACAAGGGGACCAUGAAGCUGGACGAGUGUCUCCAGAUAUUUAGGGACUUUUGCACCAAGUUCAACAAGGCAGUGAAGGACAACCAGGACCGUGAGCAGCAGGAGCUGAGGCAAGUACAGCGGCUGCGGGAGCUGGAGAGGAAGCGCCGUACCUGGGCAACGGGCGAGCUGGGAGGCUUCGGCCGGAGCAGCAGUGAGAAUGAUGUGGAGUUGCUGACCAAGAAGGGCGCCGAGGACCUGCCUCCUUUCCUGCAGUCCAGACCCAUCAGCCCGUCCUACCGGCCCCCCAACACCCGCCGCUCUCGCCUCUCCCUGGGCACCUCUGCCGACCGCGAGCUGCUCACCUUCCUGGAGAGCACCACGGGCUGUCCCGAGGAGCUGACCCGCUUCAACACCCUGCCCCGGAGCAGCGGCCGGCAGGCCCCACCCAAAGUCCCCUGGGUAGAGCCUGGGGACCGCCACCCCAACCGUGCAUAUGGACCCCAGGCCUCGGAGGAGGCCUUGGAGGAGGCCGGCAGCCUGCCCUCCACGUGGCAGAGCCAGCGCACAGCCUGGCAUUUGCAGGACGCCAGCACUACCUUCCCUCUAGCGCGGCGCGGUGGGGUCAGUGUCCUUCUUAAGAGGAACAGCGAGCCCCUGGGGCUGGGGCCGAACCCAAGCAGGUCACCUCCGCUCUCACCACUGGUUCUAGGGAUUGAGGAGCAUGAGCUGGUGACCGGGCUGGCCCAGUUUAACCUUCAGGUUCCCAAGGGCCCAGAGGAGAUGCCGCAGGCGGCCCUGAAUGGUGGCAGCCCUGGCGGCAGCCCUGGGGAGCUGGCAUCUCUGUGCAACGGGAACCUGCAGGCUCAAGAUGCUGGCGGCUGCAGCUUGAGCCCCAGGAGCAGCGUGUUCCAAGAGGAGUGGAGCUCAGCCCUGGAAGCCGCCGGGUCCAGGGAGCAUCUGGGCCCAGUUCUGGAAGCUGGGGAGGAUGUGGACCCAACCCUGGAAGACUUGCCCUGUGCCCCUGACCCACCCAGCAGUGUGGCUCUGGGGUCUGUGGAGAGCAGUGACUCUGAGAACAAAGAUCUUGUGCCUCAGAUCUACAUCUCAGAUACCACUGACUGCUCCCUGACUCUGGACUGCUCAGAGGGGACCGAUGCCAGGCCUGGGGAUGGGGAGCCAGGGGAGGCUGGGGACCAACAUUCCUCUGUGUCCUCUGGGGCUGGGGAGAUGGCAGGCCACCAGCUCUCCUCCAACCUUGCUUCCAGCCCGGGCGAAGCAGCCCCCACCCCAGCCUCCCGAAAGAGUGAGCCCAGCUGCAAGGGUGGUCUCCCCAGGGACGGGGUCCCCAAAGGUAAAGAUGUGAUGGCACCAAAGAGAAGCUCCCUGAAAGAGGCCUCCCUGGGGGCCGCCAAGCCCAGCAGUGGGCGGCGCGGCCUGGGGGCCCUGCCUAAGCCCGUGCGGACCCUGCAUGCCACCGAGAACGAGAGCAUGCGGAAGGUCGUGCCCAUCUCCAAGUCCACCAGAGGCUCUGGGGGCUGGAAGCGGCCCGAGCUACCCUCGCGGGGCACCCCCAGCAGCACGGACACCCCAGUGCGCCGGAACUCUGUGCGUGGGUCCUUGGACCGGAGAGCUUCCUUGGGCAACGUGGUCGCCGUGCGGGAAGAGCAGAAGCCACCACAGGUGGGCAGCAGUGGCCGCCUGGGGAAGGAGUCCCCCUUGCAGCUGCGGAGCUCUUUCAAGAAGCCCAGCGCCAAGCCCCUCAGAAACAUGACCCCCAGGCAGAAGCUGGAGGAAAACAAGUUCUGUUGCUCCAACUCCCAGGGCACCGAGAGCCCUGAAGAAGAGCCCAAGAUCCCACCGACCCCCAGCUUCCCCAGGACCCCAGCCUCUGUCCCCAGCUUUGCCCGAAAUACAGUGGCCUCUGCAUCGCGUUCCAUGAAAACAGAUGCCCUUCAUGUGCCCAAAGCCCUCGGCCUCACCCGGACGGUCUCACAGCGGCAGCUGAGGGUCAAGGGCGGCCCCGAGGACACCUCGCCCAAGGACAGUGGCAGCCUGAAGCGGGCCAGUAGCGCCCGGGUUGCCAGGAAGGGCCCCGAGUUGCCUGAGGGACCCAUUGCCAACACACAGGCCCCUUUGAAGGGCAGAGGGCAGGGUGAGAUGGCCUCCUUCAGACUGAAAGAGUCAAGCCGAACUACGCUGGGGAAAAUAUGGAAUCCCUUGCGGAAAUGAUGAGCCUCUCCCCUCUCGCCUCCCAGGUCAGAGUGGGAGGGUGGCGGCCAUACUGUAGGCCCUGCUUCCACUAGAACCACCCCGUGGUGCCACCUGCUAGCGAUCUUGUCCCUGAGGUCCUGUCUGCAGCCUGGAGCUGACUCUAACUGGAAGCCCCGGUCUGAUGUGCUCCCUCACUGACGGACCAUCACCACCUCCGACCCCACAGUGGUUUGCUGAUGUGGGUGUGUAUGCAAGGGAGCCCCUGGGCCCCCUGAACAAGGGUCGAAUGACAGACCGGGACUCUAUGACGACCUUGUUAGGCAAUCAGUAAGAAAACACAACAACACUUUUUUGGCCAGUUUUUAUAUAUCGAAGACUUGUUUUUAAUAUGCAAUUAAAUGUUUCACUUGAUUCCUUUU